Messenger RNA from Physella acuta, 2763 nucleotides. RefSeq lists its product as uncharacterized. The record is from RefSeq and is a predicted model, not a curated record. NCBI's taxonomy places the organism in Eukaryota, Metazoa, Mollusca, Gastropoda, Physidae. Gene Ontology annotation, molecular function: protein binding.
AUGGAGGAUAUCGUUAAAAAUGCUUUGUAUAAACGUCUGCGCGAGUACCCGUCCAUCUUCCACAACAAGCCAGCAGGGACUGACACGAAAAGACUGAGAGACAUCCAGCUAAAGGUGAAGGCAGAUAUAGACUGUGAUGACGACUGCAUGGAAGAGCUGGUCUCAAAAUAUUUUUUUCUAACCUGGGUUGAAUUCGAACUCGGAAACUUUGACGAAUCUGAAGAACUCAGUAAUAGAGCUUUAGUGCUGACCAAAGGAAACAGUCUGACCGCAUUGGUUCAUAGUGCGUACGUCAUGAUGCGAAAUGGUGAUGAAAUACAGGCCGAGAAAUGUCUAGACAAAAUGGACCAGAUGAAAAACAGCGACAAUUGGCAGUCCCUUAUAUCUGGGGCUGAUUCAGAGCUCGCAUAUUGUCUCAGCAGACUUGGAGGGCCAAAUAAUAUGAAAAGAACAUUAGAAAUUUUAACAAACCUUACCGACGAAUUUCCAGAUAAAGUGUUAUGGAAAUAUAGGCUUGGCUUGUGUCACAGGCGAGCGACACGCGGCAGAAUAUUCUACACAAUGAAAUCCCAACUGACGAUGGAUGAUCAUGCAGUUGCGGCAACACGUCUGCUCUUUGAAGUGGGGAAGUUGUCUACAGACAUGAAGCUUAGAGCCCACGCAUAUGCCCAGCUUGCUCAGAUCAGCUAUUUUGAUGAAAGACAGUUAUCCAGAGAAGAGCACCAACGUAGGUAUUGUAACAUGAGUACCCAAGAUUUUAUCCAGAUGGCACUGGAGUUAGGCAGCAACGAUGUGUUUACUUUACUUGAGUGUGGAAAAAUUCUGCGGUACAUUGAUUAUGAAAGGGCAAUCGAUUUGCUGGAAAAAUCAAUCGCUAUUAAAAAACAUGGUGUGGCGUAUCAUCAGCUGGGACUGUGUUAUGUGUAUAAAGCUGAAAAUAACAUUACAUUUUCAUAUUUCAAUACUGAAAAGGGAAUUGGUAGUGCGCGUAGAUUUGAUACUAAAACAGAUGAUGUAAGAAAGAUUUUAGAAGAAAACCAAGGAAGACUUCCUGAUGAAUACCUUAAAACGAACCCACGUUACUGCAAUACGAGCACUAAAAAUUAUUACAGAUCGAACUCUGAAUACACCCAUAGAAGAAACCCCGACAGCCAACUUAGAAGUCAAUCGUACGAUAGCGGCUGCUGUUCACACAAGACCGACUCUAAACAGGCACGAAACUCCGCAUGUUCAGUCCAAAACUUUAGGUUGAAGAAAAGUUGUAAACAACACCGCUUUAUUAGAUGUCCAAUGAGAGAAAAAAAACUGAAUAUUGAAUGCGAGUUUGUAAAGAAAGCAAUGUCAUGCUAUAAGGAAUCAAUCAGGCUCUCAUUUGAGAAUAAUGCUCAAGCCAUCUAUGAUCUGGGUCUUUUGUUAAAGUCUUGCGAGCAGCUGGACGAUGCUGAGAAACAGUUCAACAAAGUGACACAUCUUCUGGACUCUAUGUCCUUGAACUUCUCAAACAACGAGGAUGAGAUAACCAGUAGUCAUGGACAUUUCAUUCUUGUCGUUAAUGCAUAUGAACAGGCAGGUCUCUGUCUGCUCAAGAAAGCUGAGUUAGAAAAAAGCAAAUGUUACGGCAACGAAAAACAAAUCGAACAUUUAAUUGAUAGGGGCGAGUCAAAGCUGGUACAGACUGUGAGUUUGUCGGCCAUGUUGGUCAAGCUAAACACCGAGAUGAAGGAACAUUCGUCCCAUAUCUGGCACUCACUCAGAACUCUUGAGUUCAGGUAUGAAAACGAAGAAAAAUCUCCACAGUCGAUCAAAAAAUUUAUUGAAUUACUUGGCAAGACCAACCAUCACAAGAAAGUUUUGAAUAUCAUCGAGAAGUUGAAGAGUUACAGCGAUGAUGAACUAGACGACCCUGCUGUCGUUAGUGCUGCACUUGAAAGCUAUCUGGCCUUGAAAGACUAUGAGUCGGCACUUGCGUUUUUAAACAUGGUCAACAUGAGACCUAAUGUGGAUAUACGAGAAGUGGGCCAACUAGUCACUUCCGUUCAGACAUGCGCAAUCGCCAAAAGACUGCAGAAGAAUGAGAGCGGUGCACAGCUGAUAAUGAAAACAGUUUUUCAUCAACACACCAGUGGUGGUAGUGGUGGUAGUGGUGAUAGUUGUGGUGCAUCAGCAGACGAGGUAACUAACAAGUCAGAAGUCAUACCACGUGACCUCGACGUCAUCGUUAUCUAUGACGACUCCCACGACGUGGAGAGAGAAGAAAGCGACAUCACAAGAACUGCCAACCAACUCUGUCGUGUCUUAGAGAAAACAUUUGGUCUCGCUGUAAGCUGUAACUUGAAAGACUGUUGUUCUGGAGGUGAAAAGAUCCAUCUGCAGUUUGAGGAACUGUUGAGGGCUAAGGUAGCAUUGAUUCUCUUGGGAGCAGAGAAACCUAGAGAUUGCUCCUUUCAGAUCUUCCUGGACAAUAUUCACUACGAGCUGUCCGAGCUUGCUGAAAGAGGUAGGGACGUGCCUACAGUGUUGGUAGUGUUUGCUGCCCAAGGAUCCGAACUUGGCGUUCCAUCGUUAUCCUGCUGUAGACAAUUUUGUCUGGACGACAUCUUGGCUGACAUCAAUAAUUAUUUACAGGAAAAAGAAAAAAAUUCGGGCCAGGAAGAGGAAGACGAAGUUCCCAUUUUGGAAGAUAACUCUAGUGAGUUUAGCAAGGGAGUUAACGCUGUCAUGACUCUGUUUUGUUUACUUAUAGGCAAGAAAUGGCCCCUUUGA